AGGAACACCACCAGUUUCUCUCAAGUUCGAACAGUGCAUCCUCACCUUCUCUCAUCUUCUCAUUAUCAUAUUCUCCCUCUGAUCACCUCUAAACCCCAUCUCUUUUUGCAAAAUUCGCGAAAAUGGCACCCCAAAAGCUAAAGAUCGCAGCCGCUGGUCUGGGUCGCAUGGGCAAGCGCCAUGCUUUGAACUUCCUGAACCGAACUCCUCGUGCAGAGCUUGUCGCAGCGUUCUCUCCAGACCCCAAUGAGCUCCAAUGGGCAAAGCAACACUUAGAACCAUACGGCGUCACCCUGUAUAGCGACUAUGAGCAGAUGCUUCAACAUCAAGACCUCCAGGCAGUCGUAAUCGGAACCGCAACCUCAGUCCAUGCCGAGGAGGCCAUAAAAGCCAUGGAGAAGAACCUUCACGUGUUAUGCGAGAAGCCACUCUCGACAAAACUUGAAGUCUGUAAGCAAGUAGUUGCAGAGGCUAAGAAGCGACCACACCUGAAGGUCAUGUGCGGAUUCUCUCGCCGCUUCGACGCUUCAUACCGUGAUGCCCGCGACAAGAUAGAUCGCGGUCUCAUCGGACGGCCAGCUGUCGUGCGAAGCCAGACAUGCGACAAGCACGACCCAUCAGGCUUCUUUGUUGAGUACGCCGCGUGGUCGGGAGGUGUCUUCGUUGACAUGACCAUCCACGACAUCGACUUAACCCUAUGGUUCUUCGGCGAUGACGUUACAUUGAAGAGCGUCUCUGCUUAUGGUGUCAGAGCUGUCCAACCCGACUUGGCCAAGCACAACGACUUCGACAACGCGGUUGGCAUUGUAGAAUUCUACAACGGCAAGAUCGCAUACUACUUCUGCAGUCGCAUGAUGGCCCACGGUCAAGAGGACGCGACUGAGAUUAUCGGAACCGAGGGGAAGCUCUCGGUCAAUGCCAACCCGCAAUUGAACUUGGUGAACCACUACCAUUCAGGAGGCAUCACGAGAGAGGUGCCGCCCGACUACUAUGGCAGGUUCGAGAUGGCAUUUGUGCAGGAAUCUAACGAAUUCGUCGCCAGCUGUCUCGACAACACGCCGUUGCCCAUGAAGCUGACCAACGCGGUCAAGGCUGUGGAGAUCGGCUCGUACCUCCAAGAAGCCCUCGUCCAAGGAAAACAAAUCCGUUUCGACGAGGCCGGAAGGCGAAUCGAGGCAGCGAACCUGUAAGGUCAAUUGACAGGAAAUUGCAGGUCUGUUUUGGUGGAGACGUUUUUGAACUCGCUAGAUCAUAGCGAUGAUAUUCGAAUCCCCGAGGUGGAAAGAAUAAGUAUUCAGAAU
This is a messenger RNA of Annulohypoxylon maeteangense, 1301 nucleotides long. RefSeq lists its product as uncharacterized. Gene Ontology annotation, biological process: NADPH regeneration. The record is from RefSeq and is a predicted model, not a curated record. Lineage: Eukaryota; Fungi; Ascomycota; Sordariomycetes; Xylariales; Hypoxylaceae. The coding region runs from base 123 to 1190 and encodes 355 amino acids. The transcript is spliced from 2 exons. Gene Ontology annotation, molecular function: oxidoreductase activity; nucleotide binding. Gene Ontology annotation, cellular component: cytoplasm.